GGCUGGCACUGCAGUGGGCAUCAUUAAACCGUUAACCAUCGAACAGUGUGGAGUGGUACGGAACGUGUAACAGAGUUUGGUGCAUAGAGAGAAUCCUUCCAUAAUCUUUCCAUAAUUAACGAAAUCUCAAUCGCAAUACGAUUUCAAUCGUUCGGGCACAGUUCGGUUCACAGUUCGACGGAUAAGCAAUAAUCCUCGACAAGGAUAUUUAACGUCAACAUCAUGAAGUUGAUGCGUACAGCGACAACGCUGGCUCUGGUGCUGCUCCUGGCCACCAGUUACGCCCAGGCUGGCGAGGAGAAGAGCGAGGCUGCCGAGAAGACAGCAGCUGAGCCGUCAGAGAAAAAGGCUGAGGAAUCAGCAGCAGCCGCUGAUGAUACCACCAAAUCGAAACGUGGCCUGCAUCAUUAUGAGGAUUACCAUCAUCAUCAUGUGCCGCACUUCCCGGUGCAUGAGGAGAAGACACUCACCGUGAUCAAGAAGGUACCAGCGCCAUAUCCCGUCGAAAAGAUUGUCCAUGUGCCAGUGGAGAAGCACGUUCAUGUGCCCGUCAAAGUCAAGGUGCCCAAGCCAUAUCCCGUUAUCAAGCACGUGCCCUAUGAGGUUAAGGAGAUCGUGAAGGUGCCCUACGAAGUACCAGCGCCAUAUCCCGUCGAAAAGAAGAUACCCUACCCCGUCCAUGUGCCCUACGAUCGUCCAGUGCCCGUCAAGGUACAUGUGCCCGCACCCUACCCCGUUGAGAAGAAGGUCCAUGUGCCAGUCAAGGUACAUGUGCCCGCUCCCUACCCCGUCGAAAAGAUCGUGCACUACAAGGUAGAGAAGCACGUGCCUGUCGAGAAGCCGUACCCCGUCGAAAAGGUCGUCCACUACCCAGUCAAGGUGCCCGUUGAGAAGCCCGUACCCCACUAUGUGGACAAGCCAGUGCCCCACUAUGUGGACAAACCAGUGCCAGUGCCUGUGAUCAAGAAGGUCCCAGUGCCCGUCCAUGUGCCCUAUGAUCGUCCCGUGCCCGUUCAUGUUGAGAAGCCAGUGCCCUAUGAGGUGAAAGUUCAUGUGCCCGCACCCUACCCAGUGAUCAAGGAAGUGCCCGUUAAGGUUGAGAAACACGUUCCGUACCCCGUCAAGGUGCCCGUGGAGAAGCCCGUUCAUGUGCACAUUGAGAAGCAUGUGCCCGAGUAUCAUGAGAAGCACGUCAGCUACAAGGAGCCCGAGUUUGUGCACAAGCACAUUGAGGAGGAUCAUCAUUAUCAUCACCAGGAACAGCAUCAUGAGCCCAUCCAUCAUUCAUCAUAUUCGGCACCCAUUGAGGAGCAUCAUCAUGAAGAGCAUGAGGUGCAGCAUGAUUUUAAUGACUAUCAUGAUUAUCAUUCAUAUCACGGUUACUAAAAUUGGUGAAAUGAACAUUUUUCUCUUUUCUCUCUCUCUCUCUCUCUCUCUUUUCACUCUCUUUGCAGCAUUGAGAAUAUCGGUUAUGAACGGUAACGGUUAUGAGAAUGGAUAUAUAGCUAAACUGAACAAAAAAAAAGAAAAACUAAACUAAAAACAUUCACAAACAUUCAGUAACAAUCCAAAACAAAGUUCUUCCAUAUCAUAUACCCAAAUGCCCAACAUUCCAAUUCCACAAUUGCUAUAUAGAACGUGAUAAUGAUAGAGAUUCUUUGAAACCCUAAAAUUUACAAUGUGAACAAAAUGUGACACGAAACGAACUUACUUAGAUUUUAUGAACGAACCUUAGCUUAAGCCAUAAAAACAAAAGGAAAACCCAAGAAACGUUGACGAAACUAUCCCGUGAGAUCUGUUAUGAGAAAUUUUGAAGACGAUUAGACUUAGACUUUAAGAAACAAAACAAAAAGAUACAACACAUUUGGGCUCGCCCCCAAACACAUCCACUCAGAACAACGACUAAGAGAAAGUUAAUGAAACUAGACCCUAAAACAACAACCACAACAACACAUACACCACAUAUAACAACCUCUCAUCAGGAUCGUAUAUAUAUUGGAUGUGUUGUUGGACUUGGCUGUCACUCUCUCUCUCACUCGAUCGCGAAUGAUAUAACUGGGUACAACAUCUGACGAUGUGGUUGCUGCUGCUGUUUUUGUCCUCCAGCUGCGGCUACUCCUCCUUCUGCUCUGGUCCAUCCAAACUGUGCACCCGGUUCUGUUCGACUCGAUAUGAUAUUAGAGAUCUGAUAAGCGUGUGAUAAGACUUCUGUUAUAGUGUUUAAGUGUUUACUCUAGCUAUGCAUAUUAAUAUACUCGUAUAUAUAUAAUAUCUAUAUAUAUAAAAGAUAGUUAAGGCAGGCAGGCAGCCGUGCAGUCGCCUAAUUAAGUCAGUUUGUAAACGAACGUAUUGUAUUAUUUUUAUAAUAUUCUUUGCUAUAUAGUUUUUAAUGCAACCUAAACAACCACUAUCUAUAGUUUUGCUAAAUGUAAAAAGCUGUCGAAACCGAUUUAUAAAAAGUACUUAAUUUACCAAAUACUAUUUUUUGUCUCUGUAAAAACAAAUACACAACCGACCAUCAACAACAACAAAAAAUCAAUGAAGCUGAUGAAUAUGUUAACAAUAAAAAACGAGAAGAAUCAAGUGAUCAAAACUAAAACCAAACCGCUCUUUUCUUUCAUUAAAAAACAAAAAAAAAAAUAAAAAUAAA
Molecule: messenger RNA, 2650 nt
Organism: Drosophila mojavensis
Lineage: Eukaryota; Metazoa; Arthropoda; Insecta; Diptera; Drosophilidae
Gene: Vajk1
Product: pollen-specific leucine-rich repeat extensin-like protein 4
Exons: 3
Coding region: 223-1386 (387 amino acids)
Source: RefSeq, a predicted model, not a curated record